AUGAACACCAAAACUAUGCGUCUUCCGCCACGUCGCGUUCUAACGCCAGACAAGCGCAAAGAAAGAGAAGGCGUUAUCUCCUCCGUCGUCCAAAAACCGCCGGAAACCUCCGUGAAAAAGCUUCCUCCGCCGCAGAUUGUUAAUCGUCCGCCUGUUAUAUCCAAUACAAAUAAAUCUCUAAUCGCAGCCGAGCCGGUCGGCUCGAACCAGCUAAUUUUAGCGGGCUACUUGAGUCACGAGUUUCUCACCAACGGCACACUAUUCGGGGAGCAAUGGGAUCCGGCUCGAACCCAAGCCGGUCCGAGCGAGUCGAAGAAGUUGAAGCGGAGCCAUAUUACUGAGCCGACUGAUGAAAAUGAGCCGAAACGGAAGACGUAUGAGGAGGUUGCUAAUCUUCUACGGUCAGACGGGGCCCACCUGCCCGGCAUCGUCAAUCCUGCCCAACUUGCCCGUUUUCUCAAACUGUGAUCGGCGUACACGUGUUGACAGAUCAUUGGUCUGUCGUUUGGCAAGAAAUACAGGUCUAAAACAGGAACCUUUCUUUCUCCCUCUCUCUCUCUAUCCAUUUUUUUUCUUCUGUCAAAUGUUUUUGAAUCCUCUAUGUAAAGCUGAAUCUCGCUCUAUCUUCUUCGUCUUCCUCGAGAUUGAUCGAGAAGAGUUAGGGUUUGUUGUGAGGUAGAUGUUCGUGUCUUUGUACAUCAGACAUAUCAACUAGUCAAUCGAUUAAAAUUCUCAAGUUUUAAAUUAAUUUUGUGAAUUUAUGAUGAUAUGACGGUGAAUCGUAUGAAUCCGAUCCAUACAUGAUGCAAAUUUGUGAUAUAUUUUAUCCGAAUUAUUCAAUUCCGUG
Eruca vesicaria subsp. sativa (arugula) is the source of this 847-nucleotide messenger RNA. The record is from the annotation of a GenBank genome assembly. NCBI's taxonomy places the organism in Eukaryota, Viridiplantae, Streptophyta, Magnoliopsida, Brassicales, Brassicaceae.